UAUUCCCUUUUUGUGUGUGUGAUUAAUUUUUGUUUCGGGAAAGCCCAAAAAUACCCGAAAAAAUAAAAAGAAAAUUGAAGGAAUAAAAAAUCAGGGUUCCUUCUUUACUGAGUUGCUAACUCACUUUGAAUCGGGGGGCGUUUCAAAUGCCUUCAAAUUUUCGUGCUAAAUUGUUGCGGGAAACCCUAGAGAGUACCAAAGUGUUACGCCGUUUGGGCGAUUUGGCGUGCCUUUGAGUUUCGAUUGAUUAUUUAAUCCACUUUCCGAUGGCGCCCGGCCGAAGAAAGGGCACCAGUAAGGCGGCUGCUUCCGCCGCCGCUCGCCGUCAAUGGAAAGUCGGCGAUCUUGUCCUUGCUAAAAUCAAAGGUUUCCCUGCUUGGCCUGCCAUGAUAAGUGAGCCUGAGAAGUGGGGCUAUUCAUCUGAUAGGAAGAAAGUUUUAGUUCACUUUUUUGGAACACAGCAAAUAGCCUUCUGUAAUCCCGCUGAUGUUGAAGCAUUUACUGAAGAGAAGAAACAAUCUCUUUUGAUCAAACGUCAAAGGAAGGAUGCAGAUUUUGUUCGUGCAGUCCAGGAAAUUAUCAACAGUUAUGAGAAUUCAAAGAAGCAGGACCAAGUUAAUAAUUUUAAUUAUGAUGAUAGAGUCAUUGGGGCAAAUUGUGGGAACUCAGUGGACUCAUCUGCAUCAAAGGAUCUAACUGACACUUGUGAGGCGACAUCAAAAUUUCCAUUAGAAACUUCAGAUGAUGUUAUAAAUCAAAAUGAUCCUAUCCUUGCAACUGAGGUUACUCAACCUGAGGCAAAAAUAGAUGGUGUGUGUGAAAAAGAAUCCAUUUCAGAGCAGCCUCCUGAUACAGUGUUGAUUAAAGAAACACCAGCAUUGACUACAUACUCAUCAAGAAAAAGAUCUGAUGGAUUACAAUUUCAAAAAACCAUUGCACAAAAGAAAGCAGCACAAGUUCGAAGGGUAAGAAGCUCAUCAAGGGUGGAACCAUCUAGAUUACAGAACUUUAUGAAGCUAUCUAAUGAUAUUGGGACUGCUUUUGAUAUACCAACAAAUGUGAUCCCGGAUGGAUCCUUGAGGAGGGAUAAACAAUUCAAGAAAUCUGCGGAAGAUUUUGAGAGUGAUGAUGUUGACUCGUCUAUGUUAAUGUCAAAUGGUAGCAUUGAUUAUUAUGGCUCGGAAAUUGCCACUGUUGAUUCAGAUGGUGGUAGUUUGAAUGAAGGCACUGUGGAUUCUAUUUGUAAACCUGAACACUCUGAGAAUGAUCUUGAGUGUUUGGAAGGAGAUGCUGAGUUGAGUAAAGGGCUAGAUUUACCAAUAAAAGCUGUUGUCAUUAAGAAGAAAAGGAAACCAUUUAGAAAAUGGAUGAAUAAUAACCUAACUGAGCUUCCUGUUAGAAUGGGUAAAGAAGAAAAAUUGAAUUUAGGAAUCAAUAAUGCUGGGAAAAAUUUGCUAAAUACAUGCAAAAAUUCUAGCGAUGGAUAUUCCAAAGAUGAUGGAGAUGAGCACCUACCAUUGCUGAAAAGAGCAAGGGUUCGCAUGGGCAAACUGGAAGCUGCUGGUGACUUCAAUUGUUCUUUACCAACUGAAGAAAAACUUGUUAAUGAAGGUGCAGUCAAUUCAUUGGAGCAGAUGAGUCCAUCAUCAAGUUGUCACAACGUUUCUCCAACUGAUAGAGAUUGUUUAAAAUUGAAGGGAGUUUUGGUUAAUAUAUCACCUUCAAAAGGUAACAUUCAAUUUCAAGGAAGCACACCAGAAGGUCCAGAACCUUUGAAAGUUGAGACAAAUCAAUUAGGCUGCUUGGCAGGUGGUGAAGCUGCCUUGCCUCCUUCUAAACGUCUCCAUCGUGCUUUGGAAGCUAUGUCUGCUAAUGCUGCUGAAGAAGAUCAGACAUGUCCUGAACACUCGCUAAAAAUGAAAACACCAGAUGGUCAAUGUCAUGGUUCUCCAAUAAGGAGUGACUCUCAUAUAACAGUUAAGGAAGAAGAAGGCAAAGGGUUGGAGCAAGGUGGCAUGGAUUUGAUUGUUAAUAGUGAUUUCAUUAUCUUUUCCAUUCCAAAUUCAAUGCCUUCGGAGAAACUAGCCAAAUCUUCUUUGGAAUCAGAUAUUUGCAGUCAACCUGCCGAUAGUCCUAACAGUCAAAAGCUUGAACUCGAUAAGGAUGUCUUAGUUAAGUCCAUGAACCAUGUUAGUGAAGAUACUCGUGAAGGCCAAAGUUUAGAAUACUUAUCACCUAAUCCUGACAAAAGCCAGGCUCUCAAUUGUGGUUCUUCAGAUCAGUUGCUUUCGAAGGAUGAUUCUGAUGUUGAACCUGCUGGCUUAAGCAAUUUUAAGACUGAAGAUCCUAAUGAACAGUUAAAUACAUCAGAGCAUAGUGACAUGAGUUUGGAUCCUAUCACAGGAACUGAGAAAGCUUUCAAAAUUUCACCUCAAGAGGGUUCAAAUUUGUUUCAGUGUUCUGCCCAGCAUACCAUUCAUGAGAAAAGUGAGUCAUCAAAGUCUCAAACUGAUGACAACAGCUUAGUGCACAGCAUUUGUGAGGUUCCAGAAGCAUUUCAAACUGACCGAAAGCAGAUGUCAACUAGUUUGAUUCGUGAUGAUAACUCGGACAAGGAUGUUGUAGCUGUCCAGUUAAGUCCAUUUCCAGUUGAUGAAGUAGAUUCUCCUGCUAGAGUGUCUCCUUUCAAUGCUUUGAAUUUCCAUGUUUCCACUUCAGAGAGUGCUAAUAUCAUUCAAAGCAAUGGGUAUUGUAGUCCAAAUGUUCAGUCCCAAUCCAACAAAUCUCUAUCUGUUUCAAUUGCUGACGAUGAAGGUAGAGCCGACUCUGUGGCCUCUGAAAGGCCCAAAUCUGUUAGUAAGUGCAGUAAUUACACCGAAGCACAUUCUGUUUUGUCAUCCUUGGAAAACACUCUUGCGGUUUUAACAAGGACAAAGGAGAGCAUUGCUCGUGCAACACGCAUAGCAAUUGGUUGUGCAAAAUUUGGUGUGUCUGCUAAGGUUGUGGAAAUCAUCGCUCGAAAUUUGGAAAGUGAGUCAAGUUUACACCGAAGGGUGGAUUUGUUCUUUCUCGUGGAUUCUAUUACUCAAUGCUCCUGGAGUUUGAAAGGUCAUGUUGGUGGUGUCUACCUUUCAGCUAUCCAAGCAGCCUUGCCUCGUCUACUCUCUUCUGCAGCUCCACCUGGACCUAUUGCUCAUGAAAACCGUCGGCAGUGCUUAAAGGUUUUGAGACUUUGGCUGGAAAGAAAAAUCCUUCCAGAACCUGUUGUUCGCCACCAUAUAAGAGAACUUGAUUCGUUUGGUGUUUCAUCUUCUGGCGGGCCCUUUUCUCGGCGUACAGCUAGAACAGAGAGACCAUUCGAUGAUCCUGUCAGAGACAUGGAGGGUAUGCUUGUGGAUGAAUAUGGAAGCAAUUCUAGCUUUCAGCUUCCUGGAUUUUGUAUGCCCCGAAUACUGAAGGAUGAGGAUGAGAGAAGUGAUUCUGAUGGAUGUAGUUUUGAGGCUGUCACUCCAGAGCACGAUUCUCGAAUCCCUGAAGAACAAGAGGCAAACCCUACAAUUGAAAAGCGCAGACAUAUUUUGGAAGAUGUUGAUGGUGAACUUGAGAUGGAGGAUGUUGCCCCCUCGGAGAUUGAAAUGAGUUCAGCCACUGCUGCUGCUGGAGUAAAUGCUGCACAAGCUUCAAUACAGCAGGGAGAUCAGCAUUUUUCUUUGUCAUUUGCCCCUCCUUUACCUCAUGAUGUGCCUCCAUCAUCACCACCACCACCACCUCCCAACCCUCCUUUCCCAAUUUCUGAUCACUAUGCAAGCGUUAAUUCAACAAUUCAUACAAGCAUACAUAAUAGGCAAGAUGAUUUGCAAUCCACAGUUCCCUCAUUGGUUGCACCCAGAAUUAAUCCAGCUAUGUGCACCUCUUCAGUUCCUUAUCUCGGACAUGAGUCUAGAGAUCUUCCAGUCCCCAUGCAGGUUUCUGAUUUUAAUACCUCUUUCAACAGUUUCUCUGUACAUCAGAUGAAUAAUAUUCAACAAACUGAUGGUCCGAACUUCCACCACAAUGACUACCCUCCACGACCCCCUCAUCCUCUGCCCUCAAAUCAGUUCCCAUAUGGUAAUUCAGGCCCGCAUAUGAACCUGAUGAGGGAUGCACCACCUCCUCUCUAUUCCAACCGAUACUAUUCACCUAACAUGGAAGGGGGUAACUAUUAUAGUAGCCACGAGAGAAUGCAACCGGCCUCGAAUGAUCCUAGAGACAACUGGAGGUUUCCUCCCCCACCUUUCUGUGGUCCGCAGUAUGCUGCUGAUAAUCCGGAAGCAUAUGGCUACGGUUCAUAUGGUGGGCCCCAGUGUGGGUCAACAAGGUAUCCAAACCAAAGAUGGGGCUUCCAUCCCCCGCCAAUGAAUCACUGUCACAGAAGCUCCUUUCCUGUCGGACCACAUCCAGAAGGUGUAGUACCAGUUGGAUCAAGAGCUCCAAGCUGGCGUCCAAGAUGACACUAAAUAUACGGGGGGUAACUUUUAUUUCUUGUUGGCAUGGGCUCAGCGGGCAGGAUUUUGAAAAGAGCUAUAUGUUUUUUUUUUGUCGGGGAAAUAUAUUGUUUGCGAUGCAAUGAGAGAAGUGAUGAAUGAUAUACGAGUCGGGAGACAGAAGAUCAGCAUGUUGGCAUGGCAACGGUGAUGGCAAUGACAUGCUGGUUUUUGUAAAUGUAUGUAUUCUAUCAUCUUUAUUCUAUCAUCUUUACCGUAAGAUAGAUAUAAGAUAGACAGGGGACAGAGCAGAGGGCUGAGAAGUGUGGACUUUUUGACUCCCUAACUCGGGGGUUAUCAUGUCAUGUCAUGUAUCUGAAAUUUGUAAUUGCGUAAUUUAUUUCGGAAACGCCUUUUAUAGGAAUUAUAGCACCCUUCAAAAUGAGCCCUAUUCUAUAUUUUGGUAGGCUUUUAUAAUAUGUUUUAGAACCCCAUUUUGGUCUGUAAACAGGUAUUUGACUAUGGUGUUGGAUGUUGAUACAGUGGCAGAGAAUAUAAAAUGGAUCUGAUC
Hibiscus syriacus is the source of this 5034-nucleotide messenger RNA. RefSeq names its product protein HUA2-LIKE 2-like. Gene Ontology annotation, molecular function: transcription coregulator activity; double-stranded DNA binding. The coding region runs from base 267 to 4490 and encodes 1407 amino acids. The transcript has 11 exons. Gene Ontology annotation, biological process: regulation of transcription by RNA polymerase II. Gene Ontology annotation, cellular component: nucleus. The record is from RefSeq and is a predicted model, not a curated record. Lineage: Eukaryota; Viridiplantae; Streptophyta; Magnoliopsida; Malvales; Malvaceae.